Molecule: messenger RNA, 1449 nt
Organism: Pterocles gutturalis (yellow-throated sandgrouse)
Lineage: Eukaryota; Metazoa; Chordata; Aves; Pterocliformes; Pteroclidae
Product: striatin-interacting protein 2-like
Biological process (GO): cytoskeleton organization
Cellular component (GO): cytosol
Source: RefSeq, a predicted model, not a curated record
CCCCUGGUGAAGCAAGACAGUCUGGAUAUCUACAACGAGAGAGACCCCUUCAAGAAUGAUGAAGCAGGAGUCGACGAAGAGGAGAACGAUGAUGUGGACAGUGGGAUAGAGGGAGAACUGGACCUGAUGGAGCGGGACGCGAUGAUCCCCCCUAUGCCUGCUCAGCGUCCGCCUUUAGUGUCUUUCCCCAAAGGGCUCCCCUGGGCCCCCAAAGUCAGACAGAAAGACAUUGAGCAUUUCCUGGAAGCAAGCAGGAACAAAUUCAUCGGAUUCACGCUGGGACAAGACACCGAAACCCUGAUAGGGCUGCCACGGCCCAUCCACGAAAGCGUGAAGACGCUGAAGCAGCACAAGUAUGUUUCCAUCUCAGACAUCCAGAUCAAAAACGAGGAGGAACUGGAGAAGUGCCCCAUGUCUCUGGGGGAAGAGGAAGUCCCAGAAACCCCUUGUGAGAUCUUGUAUCGAGCAAUGUUGUACAAUCUCCCCCAGUAUAUGAUAGCUUUGCUGAAGAUCCUCCUCGCUGCAGCGCCCACCUCCAAAGCCAAGACCGACUCCAUCAAUAUCCUGGCAGACGUGCUGCCCGAAGAGAUGCCCAUCACCGUUCUUCAGAGCAUGAAGCUGGGGAUCGACGUGAACAGGCACAAGGAGAUCAUCGUGAAGAGCAUCUCGGCUUUGCUGCUGCUGCUCCUCAAGCACUUCAAGCUGAACCACAUCUACCAGUUUGAGUACGUGUCCCAGCAUUUGGUGUUUGCCAACUGCAUCCCGCUGAUCCUGAAGUUCUUCAACCAAAACAUCAUGUCUUAUAUCACUGCCAAAAACAGCAUCUCCAUCCUGGAUUAUCCAUACUGCACAGUCUGUGAUUUGCCCGAGCUCACAGCAGAAAGCCUGGAAGCCGGAGACAACAACCAAUUCUGCUGGAGAAAUUUAUUCUCCUGCAUUAACCUGCUAAGGAUCCUCAACAAGCUGACCAAGUGGAAACACUCGAGGACAAUGAUGCUGGUAGUCUUUAAGUCGGCCCCAAUCCUGAAACGAGCUCUGAAGGUGAAGCAGGCCAUGAUGCAGCUCUACAUCCUCAAACUGCUGAAAAUCCAGACCAAAUACCUGGGGCGGCAGUGGAGAAAGAGCAACAUGAAAACCAUGUCUGCCAUUUACCAGAAGGUGCGGCACCGCAUGAACGACGACUGGGCUUACGGCAACGAUAUUGAUGCCAGACCGUGGGACUUCCAGGCUGAAGAAUGCACCCUGAGAGCCAACAUCGAAGCCUUCAACAGCCGCAGAUACGACAAACCUCAAGACUCGGAGUUUGCGCCAGUGGACAACUGCCUGCAGAGCGUGCUGGGACAGCGGCUGGACCUCCCCGAGGACUUCCACUACUCCUACGAACUCUGGCUGGAGCAGGAGGUGUUUUCCCAGCCCAUUCGCUGGGAGGAGCUGCUGCACUACCAGUGA